AUGUUGUAGACAGUUUAAGGAACGAGAGGAUUGAAGUUCGCCUUGUUAAACGUCGAGAAUAUAACGAAGAGACAGUUCGGUGGGCAGAUGCUGUUAUAUCUGCAGGAGGUGAUGGUACAAUGUUGUUGGCAGCCAGUAAGGUUUUUGAUAAAUUUAAACCAGUCAUUGGAGUAAAUACUGAUCCUGAAAGAUCUGAGGGUCACUUGUGCUUGCCUGUGAGAUACACACGUUCAUUUCCUGAAGCACUACAGAAGCUUUAUCGUGGUGAGUUCAGGUGGCAGUGGCGGCAAAGAAUCCGAUUGUAUCUUGAAGGAACUGGUAUUAACCCAACCCCUGUAGAUUUACAUGAACAGCAGCUGAGCCAAGAGCAACACAGCAGGGCUCACAUAAAUGAAAGAUUCCAGGAUCAAGGAUCUGACAUUUCUGGUCCACAUCUUUUACCCGUGAGAGCACUCAAUGAAGUCUUCAUUGGGGAAUCUCUUUCAUCCAGGGAGAACUUUAAGUCCUGCAAACCCAGUUUUAAAUUCUCGCUUCAUAGGGCCUCCUAUUAUGAAAUAUCAGUUGAUGAUGGUCCUUGGGAAAAACAGAAGAGUUCAGGGCUUAAUGUGUGUACUGGAACAGGAUCAAAAGCAUGGUCCUAUAAUAUUAACAAGGUUGCACAUCAAGCUGUUGAAGAGAUCCUUAAGAUCGCGAAAAAGCGUGGAAGUUUGGAUAUGCCAUUGAACACGGACUUAGUGCAAAAAGUAACAAAUGAUUUCAAUGAGUCUCUGCUCUACAGUCCAGAGGAACCAAAGAUGUUUUUCAGUGUUCGAGAACCUAUUGUAAACAGGGUUUUUUCAAGUAGCCGUCAGCGUGGCUUCUCUUCAAAAGUCUGUGUCCGUUCCCGCUGUUGGGAUGCCUGUAUGGUUGUGGAUGGAGGAACAUCUUUUGAGUUUAAUGAUGGGGCGAUAGCGUCGAUACUGAUUGACACACAGGAUGCACUGUGCACUGUUCUGCUGGAAGAAUGAAGGACCCUCGUGUCUUCUGCUGAAACAUUUAUGGAUCCAUAGAGGGAAACCAUGGGGAUAUCACAAUGCUGCAUUAUACUGGAUGUUGGCUUUUUCAGAUGCAAGAGCAUUUAGAGGAAGCUUGAAAUGCUUUUCAUUCCUUUGGGUUGGGGAAACAUUAGCCUGAUAUUUAAGCUGUUUUUGCAUCUGGUGUAAAAGAAAUGUAUCUGAAGUGUUACCUCUAACUUCAGUGAAAAUUGACAUUUUAACCUGUAAGGCAAACAUGAAAGAACAGCCUUUUAAACACAGGUAGUUGGGUUCAAGUAUUAAGUCAGUAGCAUUAAAUAUUCAGAUGUACAGUUUUUUAGUAACAGUCUGGGACUGAAACUAAGUACCUUCAUACAUACACUUUUGUAGAAAAGUUGACUGUCGAUCUAGCAAUUUGAUGCAAGGAUAUAUAGGUUUUGGUAAACCAUGAUGUUGAUGUAAUAGAAAUGGAAACACAAACCUUUUGUAUGCUUUUCAAAAAUUGUACAACUUUGUAGUUUCAUACAAUUUGUGGCAAUUUUUUUUUUUUGUUCUUCCAGUAUUUUUUCUACUUUGUAGGCUUACAUCAAAAGUAAAAGUCUGGUUUAGUACAUCUUGAAUGAGGUAGCUUUUACUUUUUCUGUCUGGCUAGAGAGGGACUUGAAAUCCAGAGGUUUUCUUAAGCCCUUCAAUGGGAAUUUACAAAUUAUAGAAAUCAUGUUGAAGUAAGAUAGAUUCCUUCACUGAGUGGAUUAACUGGCAAACAGGUGUUCAGUCACACUAGUGCAUGUAGGUGGCUAUCAUUAAGAAAGAUAUUUGGCCUUAUUAAGUUAAAUAGUUUGAAAUAUUAGGUUAUGAAUUUCUUAUAAUUGAAGAAGAAUGAGAUAUCCUGUGUACUAGGAGUUGGAGCACAAGUUAAUACCUAUGUCUUCCAGUUUUCUCACCAUAUGUUUUUACCUUCCUCAGAAAGUUCCAAUCCUGUGCUGAAUUCUACUGAUAUUUAACUGGCAACAAAUGAAUUUUACAUGUACUCUGCUCAUGUUAGGUAAGCAAGUUGAUAAUAGAAAAACAAAGUUCUGAUUAUAGAAGAGGAAGUGACUUUUUUAAUAAUGUUUUGGAGAAACUGUAAACUGUGACUGCCUUUUAAAUCUGUGCUGAUAAUUGCAUAGAAGAGAGAGGGCAGAAUUUGACAAAGUUAAUAUUCCUACAGCAUGAACUUUUCUACUACAUGACUUGAAAAAAGUAUGUUUUGUCCUGUCUACUACAGAUUAGCUUCCAAAAGUGAGUUUUCUUUAAACUGCUUUUGAACGGAGAGACUUCUGUAACAGAUGUUCUCAGGUGUAAUGGAAAUGUUCUCCACUGUGGCCAAUCAGUAUAUUUACUGCCACUUGCAAAACGUGAACUGCUCUUUAUAGGUGGAGGAAGUAGAUAAAGGAUUUUUUCUUCUAUGACUUGAGUGAAUACAAAAUGAAAACAUACUUUAGAGGAAAUUGAUUUGACCAUUCAGUUCUAGGAAAAUGUGAUACUGAUGGAGAUUUCUGAAUAAGCUAUCACUGUGUACAUUUUACCUUUUAAGUGUGUUGCAAAGUGAGUUAUUUACACUGUUUGGCUAUCAUGAUUGCACAGCCAGAGGGGAAAAAAAAGUAGCCAAAUAAGUUUUCAAAACUUGCUAAGUUCAGGAGCUACCAGAAUAAAGCCUUUAAUGUCUAAAAAAAAAUCUGCAAAACUUGUCUAAAGGUAAAGAUGCAAAAGACUAAUCUUUCUAAGGUUGUGUGCACACAAACUAGGGCGUUUUAGUUGUCACUCCAUCAGUAACCAGUUAAGGAUGGUUUAUGUGCCUCUACCUAGUACACCAGUCAAUAUUCUGUUAAACCCCCAAACCCACCAAUGCCAUUAAUGCUAAUUUAUUACUUCCUAGGACUUUGCCACUGUUAGAUCAGAUUUAGGUAUUGAACACCUGCAUAGACAAAUUAUGUCAGAAAUGUCAUCCCCUGCUUAUUUAGGUAUUUGUGUGCUGUAAUGUUUUAAUGGAGACUGAUUAGUCUGAUCAGUAAGCAUACCUCUUAAACACCCCUGCCAUUCCUUAUUAUGAAUGUCAAGACUAAAAGACAAUGUUUUCAGGCCUGACAGAUCCAAAUUAUGAUCUUGUUUAGGACUUAGUAAGUUUUCACAAAUUCCUAACUUAGUGAAAUGGAAGCCUGACUUACUCAUGAGUGGCCUCUACUGGUUUUGUCUAUAAUUUAAUUGCACUUCUGUUGAAGCAUUUACUGGUGAAUGCUUAAGUUAAUUAGGAUGAUUCAGAAAUUUAUAGUAAAUGAGAAGCAGCUACCUUUUUUAUUGAAGAACGGUAGAAUACUUUUUAAGGAUCCUUUAUUGCAAGGGAUUACAGUACAAUUUACCUGGUAGACAGUAUUCCAUGACAGGACAGAGUAUUGGUUUAACACUGAUUUAAUCUGCAUGGACUGGCGGUGAUCUUUGCACCUCUUCUACCUGCUGAGUCAAAUCCAUGGUCUUUUCAUUUAGUGCCAGUCCACAUGGUGUUCUGCUAAACUAGACCUGUCAAUCUUUGCCUUUUUUUUUUUUCUCCUCUCCACGUGGUGUUUAUACAUUAUGUAAUAAAAAUGAAAAGGUUAAUUGAUAAAUGAAGCUCUCCUGUGCCUUAUUUCGACUUUCAAAAGUGUUUCAUGCACUCAGCUUCUUCUGUUAUUGUUCAGGUUCUUUUAGUGGUUUGUAAGCCUUCAUGCUUUUAGGUAUAAUGCAGAGACUGCUAUGUAGCAGUUUUUGGUAUGAAUUGCACAGAGUGAGAAAAUAAUAAGAGGUCAGUGGUGCACCUUAACCCCAGGGACUUCCACUGUGUGUCUGCUACAGCUGCCACCGUAACCAACAGAUGGGUGAUAGUCCAACACUGAACCUGGUAGUUGAAAGUAGUUCAGGACUAUUCCAUCUAGCUAAACCCAUACUCCUGUCCCAAUUCUGUACAUGGUUUUAAAGGACAGUCUAGUAAAUGCUAAAUGUAUUCAUGAUAACACCCUGUCCUCUAAAACACCAGUUUACACAUUGGUUGGGUAAAUUCCCCUCUUUGUAACCCUUUACACAAAGUUGGGGGGAAAUUAGGGAAAGCAUUCUCCCAUUAAUCAGUCAUUUUGUACAACAUAGCAAUUUCUUAGAUAUUUAUUAAAUGCAACAGAAGGUGCAUGGAGUUACAUUGUGCACAGGGAGAAGUAUUUAUGGUAGCACUAAGCUGCAUAGAUUUACUUUCUUCCUUGAAGUAAUUUAAGGCUUAAAACUAAGGCAGCAAAUGGUGAAGCAGUAGAAUAUCCAAAUUCCCUUACUUCUCCAGUUUUCACAAGGUAUGUUGCCCAUUAACAUCUUUGUAAGGGACACAAGCCCAUUAAAGAAUCAACUGUUACUUACACUGUUAAACUGAAUAAAAACCAAAACAACUUAAAACAUAUUAGCAUGAUAAUGUGUUUUAUUUACUGUACUCUAGAAAGUCAAAUUAAAUAUCAAAUUCUAGUACUCAUACAAUCUUCCCACAGUAAGUAAGGUGUUCUGCAUCACCAGAUAAUUAAUACCUGAAUGCUUUUCUUCAGACUGCAAUAGGAAAAACUGUACCUAACGCAACAGCCCUGCAGUAAUGCCGUAGGGUACUCUUAAACAU
This is a messenger RNA of Lepidothrix coronata (blue-crowned manakin), 4674 nucleotides long. It is a transcript of the gene NADK2, whose product is annotated as NAD kinase 2, mitochondrial. Bases 120 to 1007 code for a protein of 295 amino acids. Gene Ontology annotation, biological process: NAD+ metabolic process. Gene Ontology annotation, cellular component: mitochondrion. NCBI's taxonomy places the organism in Eukaryota, Metazoa, Chordata, Aves, Passeriformes, Pipridae. Gene Ontology annotation, molecular function: NAD+ kinase activity. The record is from RefSeq and is a predicted model, not a curated record. The transcript has 11 exons.